UUGACAUAUCGCUUGCAAUCGCGCUCUAUGGGUUCUGCACAUAAGCUAUUAAGCUUAAAAAACUCAUAUAACAUAUACACUCUGUACUGAUAAGUCAGCAGCUGAUAGCCAUCUGAUUAAUGGGGGCAUUACAACCGCAAUAAAAUUGUGCUAAGCAAACCGAAAUCUAACAGGGUUUUUUUUAUUACACAAACUCGGAUUAUCAUAUUCCAUAAUGCUAUAAAUAAAAGAGCAUCUGAAAUAAACCAUCUGUAAAACUUGAAAUCAUUUGGCACGCAAAUAAAUUAUGGACGCGAAUGGCAGUAGUGCUGUGACGCAAAAUCACACACCAUACACUUUUCUGCACUCACUUGUGGCAGGUGGCGUUGCCGGUAUUGUUGUGGAUAUUGCACUCUUCCCCAUCGAUACAAUUAAAACACGCUUGCAGAGCGAAUUGGGUUUCAUACGUGCCGGUGGUUUUCGUGGUGUUUAUAAAGGAUUAGCUCCGGCUGCUGCUGGCAGCGCACCAACUGCAGCAUUAUUCUUUUGCAGUUAUGAUAGCUUUAAGCGAUAUUUAAGCUCGUCUACUGGUGCAAUUAAUUCUCCAUAUAUACAUAUGGUGUCCGCUUCUUGUGCAGAAAUUUUAGCAUGUCUUAUUCGUGUACCCAUAGAAAUCGCCAAACAACGACGACAAACGAUUGGCAAUACACAAAGAACAACUGCUUUACAAAUACUAUGGCGCGCCUACAAAACGGAGGGCUUACGUCGUGGCCUAUAUCGCGGCUAUGGCACUACAGUGAUGCGUGAAAUACCAUUUAGUUUAAUACAAUUUCCGCUUUGGGAAUACUUUAAACUACAUUGGACUGACGUCACUGGCAUAGAGUCAACGCCAUUCACUGUCGCAUUAUGUGGCGCUGUUGCGGGUGGCAUUGCAGCCGGUUUAACUACACCACUUGAUGUUGCCAAAACGCGUAUCAUGCUCGCGGAGCAAGGUACAGCGACGAAGAAGUUGAAUGCCCGCAUUGUGCUGACAACAGUUUAUAGGGAAAGAGGUAUCUCGGGAAUCUUUGCAGGUUUUACUCCACGUGUGCUUUGGAUAACUUUAGGCGGUGCAUUUUUCUUUGGAUUCUACGAUCUAACCUUAAGACUUUUAGGUGCUGAUACUGCAUCGGAUAAAGUAAAUGCUUAGCAUUUAAAUGUAUGUAGCUAAACUUCUGUCAGCCGGUAUACUUUUUGUGUACCCGUAAAAUAUAUGCAUGCAUAAUUUACGUACUCAAACUCAAACUUUGAUUAGUUAUAAGACAAUACAUGUAACAUUUAUUUUUAAUAAGUUUGUGGUUUGUUGAUGAAUUAUUAAGACAAGAUAAUACAUAGACUAUUUUCAACAUUCAUACUUUAA
Bactrocera tryoni is the source of this 1378-nucleotide messenger RNA. RefSeq names its product S-adenosylmethionine mitochondrial carrier protein homolog. The transcript has 4 exons. Bases 287 to 1168 code for a protein of 293 amino acids. Gene Ontology annotation, cellular component: mitochondrial inner membrane. Gene Ontology annotation, molecular function: S-adenosyl-L-methionine transmembrane transporter activity. Lineage: Eukaryota; Metazoa; Arthropoda; Insecta; Diptera; Tephritidae. The record is from RefSeq and is a predicted model, not a curated record. Gene Ontology annotation, biological process: transmembrane transport.